This is a messenger RNA of Marasmius oreades (fairy-ring Marasmius), 315 nucleotides long. RefSeq lists its product as uncharacterized. The transcript is spliced from 2 exons. Lineage: Eukaryota; Fungi; Basidiomycota; Agaricomycetes; Agaricales; Marasmiaceae. Bases 1 to 315 code for a protein of 104 amino acids. The record is from RefSeq and is a predicted model, not a curated record.
AUGAACUACGACUUGAAUACGUAUAUAGCUAUAACCCUCGCUCCAGGCUCUUCGUUAUCCCGGUCCCCAGUCUCACUGGCAUCUGUACACCCUGCAUUGGCUCAUAUGGGUCAAGUCGGCGAGUUGAUCGACGUACAGCUUGUCAGCGUCACACUGUUGGAGAUGAUAUUCUGGCUUCGUUACGGUCUCGGUCUUCAGAAGGUGUUGUCAGUGUGGAGAUUCAGCAGCCCAGGCAGCGAGUCAAACGAGGUGGAGACGAACUGUGAAAUGGGUUCAAUUGCGAGGAAUUCAGAUUCUUUCUCAAUUGGAGCAUAG